Molecule: messenger RNA, 1117 nt
Organism: Trichoderma harzianum CBS 226.95
Lineage: Eukaryota; Fungi; Ascomycota; Sordariomycetes; Hypocreales; Hypocreaceae
Exons: 3
Coding region: 155-730 (191 amino acids)
Source: RefSeq, a predicted model, not a curated record
CAGCCAGCCUAUACAUAUCCACGUAUAUAUCCUCAGCACCUCAGGGAUAUAAGCUGUAGGCUCCAUCACCACUACAAACACCAUCGAUUCAAACAGUGAAUGACCACAACACCAUACCGUAAUAUUCAAGCAGUCGACCUAUAACACCGGCAUCAUGCAGUUCAAAUCCCUCGUCUUAGCCGCCAUCCUAUCUUUGACCCACGUGCAAGCUUUGACGGCAAAAGACGUAACCAACAGCAUCUCCAACAUUACUGCCCUUUCGGCCGACACGUUGGACCUGGUCAAGGGUCUUAAUACUGAGAAUGUGGAGGCAGAUGGAUUACAAGCGUUCAAGAACUUGCGCCAGAUUGUCGCCGAUGCCAAUGAUACUGCAGCAAUUAUAUCAUCUUCGGCCAACUCUACCUUUGCCGAGGAUGACCAAAAGGACAUUUGCGAAACCUUUACUAGCUUUGUCAAGACCCAGCAAGAUCUCCUCCAGGCGCUUGUCAGUCAAAAAGGCCUCUUAGGGCCCAUACCUCUUAGCAUGCCUAUUGGUGCCAUCUUGCGCUUCCUGCAGACGUAUGUCGACAGGCUCUCUAAUUCAGUCAUCGGGCUAGUGCCGACCUGCGCAGACGAGUCUAAGGAGGAAUUGAAGGGGCUUGAUAAGAACUUUAACGAGACUAAGGAGGCAUAUCCAAUUAAGUUGCAUCUUCCUGAGGUGGUUGGCACCUCGCUUGAAGCUUUUUUUUGAAGCUUCCCUUGAACAUCAGUAAAGCGUUGUAUAAAGGGUAUUUGGAUUAGAUAAUGGGAUCUCACAGUUCGAAUUUGGCUCUAGAGUGAGGUGUGAUUAGUUAGCUUUGAUACCGAAGAAUAACCUGAUGUCGUCGCGGAUCAUAAUAUUUGUCUCACGUUUCCUCCCUGAUCAACCUGUAAGCUGGGAUGGACCCUGAUUAUGUUUCCUCGCUGCGCAGAUCCCCGCAUAUUGGUAUGGGUGAAAUGAACUAGUGAAAGAGAUAUUCAUAGAGGGAAUGCAAGUAAACCUAGUAUGCACGCAUUAGGCAGAUGGAGACAAUUAAUAUGGGUUCGUUUCAACCUGUCUGGUUACCAAGUAAUUUGAGACUACUCAUUGUGUCUGCCA